Plasmopara halstedii is the source of this 222-nucleotide messenger RNA. RefSeq lists its product as uncharacterized. Lineage: Eukaryota; Oomycota; Peronosporomycetes; Peronosporales; Peronosporaceae. The record is from RefSeq and is a predicted model, not a curated record. The transcript is spliced from 2 exons. The coding region runs from base 1 to 222 and encodes 73 amino acids.
AUGGAACUUGCUACUAGCGAUUAUCCUACAGCAGCUGACUCAGAUGUCCGUCCGUCCAUCAACUCGGUAGGAAUGGUGAUUGGGCCGGUGUAUUUGAUGGUAAAUGGGAGCGAGUCGAACUAUCAAGGAUCUGACGAUAAAAUGAUAGAUCAACACAAGCAAAACAUGGACUCAAGGCUGGUGCGACAGUCGAAGGAUGAAUGUAUCUUGAAACCUGUGUGA